AUGUUUAAUAAAAAAAAAGACUAUAUAAAAAAAAAAUAUAAAGACGUUCCUCCAUUAAACAUUGGUGAUGUGAAUAGAAUAUUACAAUAAUAUAAGAAUGAUGAAGAUAAAUUUCGAAUGUUUACAUCAAUUUUAGAAAUAUAAAAAUAGCACACUACACGAACUCAUUAAAGUAAUACAGAGGAAAUACUUAGAAAUAAUGUAUAGAGAUUGAUUGAACUUUAUGGUGAUGUAGAUAUUAAUCAUGAUGCUCUCAAUAAUAUUUAUAAAAAUAUUGAUGAAAAUUAAGACAUCUAAACUUAGAUAGAAAAAAUUGAAUAUAGCAAUAUAUUUUAAGGCAAUAUGAAUUCUUAAAUAAUAAGUGUAUAAAGACAGAUUGAGAGAUAUGAUCAUUAUUUAAAUGUCAUCUAAACUAAGCUUUCUAAAAAUGUAUUCACUAAUUACUCAAGUUAUCUCUAAGCUCUUACUCAUAUUGAUUAAAUUGGAAAUAUCAGUUAAGAGUUACUAAUUAAAGUUCGAUAGAGCAGAGAAAAGAUGUAGAAAACCUAAUAAUUAGUUUUAAAGUAAAGUAAAUAGAUUUUAGAGAAAAGACAAUAAAUCUUAAAUAAAUAAGUAAAUGUAUAAUAUUAUUAUAGUAAUUGAUAGAAACAUUAAAAAAAGUCAAAGAUUAUUAUGCUUUACCUUAUGAAAGAUUUGUAUUGAGUAUGUAGAAUGGAUAUAUAGAUGCAUCUAUUUACCUACCUACAAUAAUUGUACUUUUUAUCUAAUAUAUAGAAUAUUGAAAUAAUUGAUGGUUUAUAAUUGAUACCUAAAAAUUAUAAAGAGGAUAAGAUUGAAUACGUUAGAUAAUUAACAUGUAAAGGGAUAAUUGAUUAAUUUAUCAAUUAUGAUGAAAAAAUAUACAAAAUUCAUUAUGAUUCGUAUAUUUAUAUGGAAGUACAUCUAUUAAUUUAAAUAAGAAAAAUAAUAUAGUUUAACCUUAUGAUUCAAUAGUUCAUAUCCUUAUAUUGAAAGCAUUUGAAGCUAAAUUAUAAAUUGUUUUUGAUCAAAUUAGUUAAAUUUUAUCAAUAGACUUUUAUUUUGACAAUUUAACAGAUUCAUUAAAUCAAAUAUCAAAAGAAUAACUAACUGAAUUUUAUAGAGAAUUAUAUUGUCAAACAGUUCAUUUCUUUAUGAAUUUUCAUUUGAUAAUAAGAUUCCAUUUAGAUAAUACUUAAAAUUCAUCAAUUAUUUAAUUAAGAAAAUUAAUUUAUGAAAAAGUAUUUGAUAGAAUAUGUGAUUUUAUUAAUUAAACAACAAGUUGGCCAAGAAUGAAUAAAGAAGAUAUGAUAUGUUUUUUUGGUAUGCUUACUAUAUUAAUUUCUAAAUGUGAAAUAUUUGGAGGUUAAAAUCUAUAGAAAUACAAAACAUUUAUAGAAGAUAAAUUUAGUAAUUAUUUAGAAACAAUAGGAAAUGAUAAAUAAAUUAGAGAAUUAUUAAUAAAUGAAGAUUGUAAGAAAUGUAUAAAAAUUACACUUAAUUAAACUUAAAAUAUUUUGUAAAUAGCUAAUAAAUAAUCAAAAUUCCAUAUUUUUGAAUAUUAAGAUCCAUUUCCAGAUACUUUGAAUAUAUUUAAAUCAAUUGAAUAUAAGAAAAUAAUUGAUUUAAUUAUAGGUACAACUGUUUCUAUAAAAAAAUAAACCAAUAUUUCUAGUUUAAUUUAUUAAGGAAAAGAAAGAACACUUAUGUUGACAUAGACUGUUAAUUAAUUAUAUAUAAUUAUUCAAUAAUAAUUAUUGUACAUUCAUUUUUGUUAAUAACAUAAAGUAAAGUUAAUUGAAGAAUUAAUUUUCUUAAUUAAUUAUUAUAUUUAUACAUUAGCUAUUCCAAUGAUAUUAGAUGAACAUAAAAGAUAUAUAUUUGAUGAUACACUUAAUUUUAAUUAUGACUAAAAGCAAGAACCAGAUUAAUAUACAUAAUAAUUUGAACAUAUUAGUUAAGUUUUUAUUUACAGAGAAAAAUAUGGUGAUUUGAUUAAAUAUCUAAAAAAAAUUAAUAUUCCAGAAGAUCUUAAAGUUAAAAAAAAUUAUUAAUUUGAUUUAAUGGAUAGAGUUGUAUACAUUGAAUCAAUCAUUUUUCUACUUAAUGAAUUUGAAUCAAUUAAAGAAACAUUUAAUGAAUUUAAACCAUUUUACUAAGAAUUAAAUUCAAUAAUAGGUUAAUUAUAGGAAAUUGUAAUUAGAGAUAGUAUUAAUAAAGAACCUUAUGCUUAAUUAGUUUAAUGCAAAUAUGAUUUGAAAUAGAAUGAUAAAGAUGAUUAAUAAAGGAUUUAAUUAAUUGAAAAAAUAAUAACUACAAAUGAAAUUAAAUUACAAGGAUUAUCUUAAUAAUAAUUAUUUGAAGUCUAAAUGUAUUAUUAUGAUGAACUCAUAUAUCUAUUUGCAGUUGUUUAUUCAAGAAUUAAGAAGGUAAAUAAUAUUGGUAGAGAAGUUAUGUUGAAUGAUUACUAAAGGGUCUCAAAAACUUAUAAUGUUGAAAAUACUUUAUAUGAAUCUUAUGUAAAAAUACUUAAUUCAAAUUAAGCAGAUACAAUUAUUGAAUAUAUGAAUAAUCAUUAAGUAAUUUAAUAUAUUAAUUCUUAGAAAAUAUUUCCAUAUAAAAUGUUAAUGGGAUUAUUUAAUGCAUAAGGAUUAUAAAAUUGCAAGAAAUAACAAAGAAAAGAUUAAUUAAUUAAGAUCUUUUAAAACUACUAGCAAUGA
Paramecium pentaurelia is the source of this 2738-nucleotide messenger RNA. The record is from the annotation of a GenBank genome assembly. NCBI's taxonomy places the organism in Eukaryota, Ciliophora, Oligohymenophorea, Peniculida, Parameciidae.